Messenger RNA from Dioscorea cayenensis subsp. rotundata (Guinea yam), 1643 nucleotides. Its product is annotated as cytochrome P450 714C2-like. The record is from RefSeq and is a predicted model, not a curated record. Bases 2 to 1573 code for a protein of 523 amino acids. Gene Ontology annotation, molecular function: heme binding; iron ion binding; oxidoreductase activity, acting on paired donors, with incorporation or reduction of molecular oxygen. NCBI's taxonomy places the organism in Eukaryota, Viridiplantae, Streptophyta, Magnoliopsida, Dioscoreales, Dioscoreaceae. The transcript has 5 exons.
UAUGAGACAUAUGGAAGACAUCAUGUUAAUCUUUGUGUCUUUAUUGUGUGUUUGUUCUUGUGGUUUAGGUCUUUAUUUUUACAACACUGCAUGGUUGAGACCUAAAAGGAUCAUUAAAGAGUUAAGGAAGCAAGGUAUCAAUGGCCCUAAGCCUUCAUUCCUUGCAGGGAAUGUCCCAGAGAUGGGAAAGAUCAUGGCUUCCAAGAAGGCAAAAGAAGAGUACUGUUCUUUCACUGAAGACUAUGCCAAGGUUCUCUUCCCUUAUCUUCUUCAAUGGAGAAGAAAAUAUGGUCCAAUAUUUGUGUAUUGGAUAGGGAAUAAACCAGCAUUAUAUGUGAGCCAGAAAGACUUGGUGAGGGACAUAAGUCUUUGUGUGUCCUUAGAUUUAGGCAAGCCAGUGCUCCUUCAGAAGGCACACAUGCCUCUCUUUGGUAAGGGCAUCCUCAAGGCAAAUGGCAUGGAAUGGUUCAAUCAAAGAAAACUCAUAGCUCCUGAAUUUUUCAUGGACAAAGUUAAGAGCAUGAUAGAGUUGAUGGUGGAGUCUGUUAUGCCACUGGUGGAUUCAUGGGAAAGUAAAGCCAAGAAUGGAGGAGGUGUUGCAGAAAUAAUAGUCGACGAAGACUUUAGAAAUUUUUCAGCAGAUGUGAUUUCAAGAGCGUCUUUUGGGAGUAAUUAUGCCGAAGGGAGGGAGAUUUUCGAAAAGCUAAGGGUUCUCUCAUUAACAAUCUUAAGAUCAAAUAACUUAUUUGAUAUUUCUUAUCUAAGAUUUUUACCGACAAAACGAAACAAGUUAAUAGAAAAGCUAGAAAAAGAGACGGGAACAUUGAUACUGAAUUUAGUGAAAGAACGAAAAGAAGACACUCUAGUUUCAUCGAGGAAAGACUACUUCCUGACAUCUUUGCUAGAGAGUGUAAGCACCACCAGUGAGACAACACCGAACUCCUCGAGCUCUACCGAUUGCUUCAUUGUCGAUAACUGCAAGAACAUCUACUAUGCCGGGCAUGAGACGAUAGCGGUCACCGCCACUUGGUGCUUGAUGCUUCUCGCUUCCUAUCCAAGAUGGCAAGAUCUCGCAAGAGAAGAAGUCAUGGAGCUUUGCAAGGGACAACCACCCAAUGCCGACAUGAUCCAAAAGAUGAAAACGUUAACAAUGGUGAUCCAAGAGACACUGAGACUCUACCCUCCGGCAUCAUUCAUUGCGAGAGAGACAUUCAAAGAGAUGAAGUUUGGCGAUGUAUGCAUUCCGAAAGGAAUUAACAUAUGGAUACCGGUGUCAACAAUGCAUCAAGACAUGGAGAUAUGGGGAAUGGACGCAGGAAAGUUUAAUCCAGAGAGAUUUGUGAAUGGUGUAUUAGGUGCGUGCAAUGGCCAUGGGUACAUGUUCAUGCCCUUUGGUUUUGGAGCUAGGACUUGUUUGGGACUUAACUUUGCAAUGGUGGAGUUGAAGGUGGUGCUGUCCAUGCUGUUGAUGAAGUUCACUUUUGCUUUGUCUCCACAGUAUUGCCAUUCUCCUGCUUUUAGGUUGAUUGUUGAGCCUGAGUUUGGUGUUCAUCUUAUUGUUAAGAGGGUUUAAAUAAUAUUUACGUAGGGUAGGGUGACUGUCAUAAUUCUAGGGAGAUUGAGGGUUGAACUCUCUUUUAAUA